Messenger RNA from Vigna radiata var. radiata (mung bean), 655 nucleotides. RefSeq lists its product as uncharacterized. The coding region runs from base 55 to 459 and encodes 134 amino acids. Gene Ontology annotation, cellular component: chloroplast envelope. Lineage: Eukaryota; Viridiplantae; Streptophyta; Magnoliopsida; Fabales; Fabaceae. The record is from RefSeq and is a predicted model, not a curated record. The transcript is spliced from 3 exons.
GAGGAUAAAAGAAGAAGUAAGAGAAUCGGGAUAAGGAGAAUUGAAAUUUCAGAGAUGGCGAAGAAGGGGAAGAAGCAACUGAUGUCAUCGGCGCCGUGGCGAGGCGAGGAGAGCGAAGUGAUUGAAGAGGGAAAGCUGAAAGUGACGAGGCAGGGUGAUGGCACCGCAACCAUGCACGUUCCGGCUUCCAAGUCCAACCAUCUUCACCAGGAUGAAGAUUCCAUCGAAAUUGAUCCCGAAUUACGCUACAGUUUCCAACGCAAUUUCCAGUUUCUUCAACGGGUUUUUAGCAUUGACACUGUUGUGAAACCUCUUCCUCCCGUCAUGGCAUACAAUGUCUCUCGCAACUUGGGCUUCUUCACUCGCAUUUUCACCCAAUUUUUUGAUCCUGAAGGUAUUGCAAAUGCCCAAAAAUCCUUGGGCAUAGGACAGGAGGAUAAAGUUCGCAAAGUUCGUUGAAGAUAAUGGGGGAAGAGACAGAACGGGAUUCGAAAAACUUGUCAUCUAUGAUUAACCUUUUUCUGAUUGAUCACUUGUGGUAUUGUUUAAUUCGUAAUUCAGUUAUAUAGAUAUAUUACAAAUUGAGCAGCACUACGAUUUGAUUACUUCAUUAUCUUGAAAAAAAAAGCAAGAUCUUAGAGCAUGUUGAUAGUAA